AUGCUUCUGCGGAGAUUGACUGGGGGAGGGGCUGCGAAUGUGAAUGCGGAGGAGACUGCCGGUAUGUUGCAGGAGACUGCCGGUUUGUUGAAUUCGGAGGAGACUGCCGGUUUGUUGAAUUCGGAGGAGACUGCCGGUUUGUUGAAUUCGGAGGAGACUGCCGGUUUGUUGAAUUCGGAGGAGACUGCCGGUGUGUUGAAUUUGGAGGAGACUGCCGGUGAGUACCAGGUGAAUCAAGGGGUCAGUACCAGGUCAGUGACAGAUGAGUACCAGGUGAAUCAAGGGGUCAGUACCAGGUCAGUGCCAAGUGAGUGCCAGGUGAGUAACAAGGGGUCUGGUUUUGAAUAUUUACAGCGGCUAGGUUAA
This is a messenger RNA of Lodderomyces oxycetoniae, 366 nucleotides long. RefSeq lists its product as uncharacterized. NCBI's taxonomy places the organism in Eukaryota, Fungi, Ascomycota, Pichiomycetes, Serinales, Debaryomycetaceae. The transcript has 2 exons. The coding region runs from base 1 to 366 and encodes 121 amino acids. The record is from RefSeq and is a predicted model, not a curated record.